Molecule: messenger RNA, 1501 nt
Organism: Cornus florida
Lineage: Eukaryota; Viridiplantae; Streptophyta; Magnoliopsida; Cornales; Cornaceae
Product: probable aldo-keto reductase 2
Exons: 5
Coding region: 133-1161 (342 amino acids)
Cellular component (GO): cytoplasm
Source: RefSeq, a predicted model, not a curated record
AGGACCACUUUCCCUUCUACAAAGUAAGCCGCCAGUCAUCUUCCCAUCAAAGUCACAGUUACACUGUUGCCACUAUAUCGUAGAGAGAGAGAGAGAGAGAGAGAGAGAGGUGUAUAAGAUACAGGAGAGGAGAUGGCGGGAGUGAGGAGGAUGAAGCUAGGUUCACAAGGUCUGGAAGUAUCAUCACAGGGACUAGGCUGCAUGGGCAUGUCCUGCUUUUACGGCUCUCCCAAACCCGAUUCCGACAUGAUUCCACUCAUCCACCACGCCAUUAACUCCGGCAUCACCUUCUUCGACACCUCCGACGCCUACGGUCCCCUCACCAAUGAAAUCCUAAUCGCCAAGGCUCUCAAGGGAGGGUUAAGAGAGAGGGUUGAAUUGGGAACCAAGUUCGGUAGCAUCUUUUCCGACGGCAAGGUGCAUGGCCGCGGAGAUCCGGCGUAUGUCCGGGCCUGCUGCGAGGGCAGCUUGAAGCGGCUCGACAUCGAUUGCAUUGAUCUCUAUUACCAGCAUCGCGUUGACACUGGCGUCCCUAUCGAAGUCACUAUGGGAGAACUCAAGAAACUGGUUGAAGAGGGUAAAAUCAAAUACAUAGGUUUAUCUGAGGCCUCUGCUUCAACAAUCAGAAGGGCGCAUGCUGUUCAUCCGAUAACAGCUGUACAGUUGGAGUGGUCGUUAUGGACAAGAGAUUCAGAGGAAGAAGUUAUUCCUACUUGCAGAGAGCUCGGCAUUGGGAUUGUUGCAUACAGUCCUCUAGGACAAGGAUUCUUGUCUUCAGGUCCCAAGCUGGUUGAAAAGUUGUCAAAUGAUGACAUCCGUAAGCUUCUGCCGAAGUUCUACCCUGAGAAUGUGGAGCAUAACAAGAACUUGUUUGAGCGAGUAAAUGCUAUGGCAGCAAGGAAGGGAUGCACACCAUCACAGCUCGCAUUGGCCUGGGUCCAUCACCAAGGAAAUGAUGUGUGCCCCAUACCAGGCACCACCAAGAUUGAAAACUUAAACCAAAACAUUGGUGCUUUAUCCGUGAAGCUAACGAAAGAAGAAAUGGCCGAACUUGAAGACAUUGCUUCAGCUGAUGCUGUUAAAGGUGAUAGAUUCGGGGGCAUGUCACUCACUUGGAGGGAAUCAAACACUCCCCCACUGUCAUCGUGGAAAGGCGAUUAAACACACCCCCAUUGUUCCCGUGAAAAGGUGAAUAAACACACACCUCUGCCUCCUUUAGUUCCUUGAGGACCGGUUGUGUUGUCAUUUUGUAGUGUUUUAGAACUUGUUGGGUUCCUGCAUCUCUAUGUUGUUCAGAAAAAGGUGUAUUUUCCACAAGUGCCUGGCUUUGUGUUCAAGAUCAGAAUAAACAGAAUGUACAAGUAUAUGUGUUUGUGUGUGGACUGUCUGCACAGUCUGCGCGCACAUGUAUUUAUAUAUAAACGUAUGUAUGCAUAUUGCAGUAAAAGCUAUGUAAUGACGGCAGAAUCAAAUGCCAAUAAAUGAGCAUUGUUUGUGAACA